AUGGUGAAGAAAGCACCCUCGGGGUCAUGUCGAGUCAGCAACGACCAUUUGACAUACUCGGUCUCUAGUCUCUUGGCAACCGCAACGGUACAGGCGUUUACAGCGGAAAACGAGGCCCAAGAUGCGGACAAGAAGCACUCGGUCGACAAGCAGUACAAGGACGGCAAGAACAGCAAGUACAUCAUGGACGCCAUGGGGAUGAAUGGCAUGGUUGCGAGCUACAACGAGAUGGAUACGGCGAGUGCGGGUGACACGACCAACGGCAUGAACCCAACGGACGGCAGUGAGAGGUCGGAGAGCAGCCUCAAGCACGGAGUCGACACAGUGAAGUACAAGGGCGAGCAGAUACGACUUAGCGGCGACAGCAGUGCUGUGGUGACGAAGACGCAAGUUGAGUCCUCGGCGGCCAGUGUUCGUGUUGACGACUCAGAGCUAUACGACCGAGGCAAGUACUGCGCUGAAUAA
Phytophthora sojae is the source of this 465-nucleotide messenger RNA. RefSeq lists its product as hypothetical. The record is from RefSeq and is a predicted model, not a curated record. The transcript is spliced from 5 exons. The coding region runs from base 1 to 465 and encodes 154 amino acids. Lineage: Eukaryota; Oomycota; Peronosporomycetes; Peronosporales; Peronosporaceae.